Trachymyrmex cornetzi is the source of this 5335-nucleotide messenger RNA. RefSeq names its product bHLH protein similar to Deadpan (gene Sidpn). Gene Ontology annotation, biological process: regulation of DNA-templated transcription. Gene Ontology annotation, molecular function: DNA binding; protein dimerization activity. The transcript has 3 exons. Bases 1086 to 2480 code for a protein of 464 amino acids. Lineage: Eukaryota; Metazoa; Arthropoda; Insecta; Hymenoptera; Formicidae. The record is from RefSeq and is a predicted model, not a curated record.
CCUCGGCGCGCCAAGUUCGCCGCGUACAGCCGCCAGCUACCGCUCGCCUCCUCACAGUCCGUCACCGUCGCUCGUCGUGCGAGCACACGCGGACGUUUCCGCAGUCAGACUGCACGCGCUGCGUGUGUUUUUGUCGUCGUAUCGUUGACACCCUGACGGAUUGAGAUCAGCCCCUGGGUGCUGGUAGUAGUAUGCACGAGGGUGAAUUCCCACGUUGCACUUCCGAUCCAUCACUCGUUAAUUUCCGCGGUUCAGGAAAUUAAAGAAAAAAAAUUCGAUUUUUUUUUUCGUAUUGCAGAAAGGACCUUUUUUUUCGAGGAAGAUCGAGUGAUUCGCGACUCGAUUGCGAUCUCGACUUUUGACAAAAAGGCGCUGUUUUCAGUGUCAAAGAUUCAGUGAAAGCGGGACGUUACUCGUCUAUCGCGUGAGAAACUUGUGAACGAGUGCACGUCGAUUGUUUAUCGACUAUUAACUGUACUGUGGGACAGUUGUUGAAAGAGGUGAGAAGUUUGACGAGAAUCAGCAGGAGCGAACGUGCUACGACAGCCGUUUCGCCCCGUGAGUGACAAGUGGUCGGCGACGCGUGGUUAACCACGUGGCGCGGUGUAUGCGCCGGUGUACAACAGUCGCUCGGGUGGCGCGUGAACUUUCGCGGGACUCUCUUUCCUUUCCGAACGAACGCGCGCGUGUGUAUGUGUGUGCUAAACUAUCACGCGUGCACACGACGACAGGCAAGUGACAGGUAGUAGUCGUCGGUCGUUGGUCUACGCGAGCGAAUGGAACGCUUUGCGGCUUACAUCAAACGUUUUCGCUCUUUAGCCUGAGAAAGUUAACGAUCGACCUUCGCCCAUCGGUCUCUCUUUCUCGAAACGGUCGAGAGCAUGGUGCAACAGUGAUUAGUCCGUCGUAUAUCAUCGUCGGUGGCCAACACAGCAGUUGUAAAGGGAAGAGCGCGGGGUCCAGUGGUGGGUAGUCUGGUCUCGCCGUCGCAGGCCGCCGCGAGAUGCUGAGAGCCUCAGCCGUCCAGUCCAGCCAAUCACGUAGGGUGCUGCGAUCUGUGCCGAGGGCCGUCGCGGCCUGCUAAGAUGACCGCGCGUUUACACUCGCUGAGGCACCAGGAGAAGAAAUCAGCCGGCAACAGCCACAGGCAGCACCACCAGCAUCAGCAGGCCGUGCAUCAGGGUCCGAGCCCGGCACCGAGCCCCAGCCCCAGCCUCAGCCCGAGCCCGAAACAUUCGGACGGUCGAAGAGCUAACAAACCACUAAUGGAAAAACGACGACGAGCAAGGAUCAACCAGUCCUUGGCGGCGCUGAAGGCGCUCAUCCUUGACAGCGCCCGCCUGGAGAACACCAAGCACAGCAAGCUUGAGAAAGCUGAUAUCUUGGAGCUUACGGUCAGGCAUCUGCAGCGGCAGAGAUCGCUCGCUCAGCCCGGCCUGUCCAGGUACAAGGCGGGAUACCAGGACUGCUCCAGAGAGGUGAGCCGCUAUCUCGAUGCACCAGACAUCAUCACGGGCAAUACCACGCCAAUGGACCCGGCGGUGAAGCAGCGGCUGCUUCGUCAUCUCGAUAGCUGCGUGUCAGAGCUUGAUCUGGACCUGGGCUCGCGACCGGACAGUGGCCUGGGUAGCAGCCCGGGUAGCGUGACGGAUCGCGUGGCGGGGACGACGAGCCCGGGCCCGCUGGAUCACCACGUGCCGGUCGGACCGCAUUGCAGCGCCGCGCUCACGCCGGCGGGUCUGAUCAAGUCUGAGAUCCCAGAGAUGGUGGAGGCGGCACGACCCGACAGCAGCACCACCGCUGGCGACGAGAACAAUAACAGCAGCCGACCGACCUCCGCCUUCAGCCAGGUGAACCCGGCGACGUUGGACCCGCAUCAUCCACAUCAUCCGUCGGGCUUGCCGGUCGAUCAAGCCUCCACGUCGCAACAGAACCCCAACAUGCUCUCGGUGGUGCAAGUAAUACCCUCCCGAUUGCCGGACGGCCAGGUGGUCUUUCUAUUGCCGAGCCAUUACGUGCAAUUGGCAGCAGCGGCCGCGGCGAAUGGCAUCAGCAUCGGGCCUAAUCCGCCAACGGCGAUCUGGGCGGCGACUAACAUGUCGCUGCUAAAAGCCACCGACAAGCUGGCGAAGCGACCGCAUGAAGAGAUCGGCCAAGAAUGGCAGGAUCCUACCGGCCUCAAGCCUAGCAAGAGCCCGCGAAUGGAGCAGCCAGAGCAGCCACUCGACUUCACCACCACGUCCAAGAAGAUAAAGACCGCUGGUUCGAGAAACUCGGCGCAUUCCGGCGUAGUCGAUCACCAUCAUCAUCUGCGGCAGCAGCAGCAAGCCCGUCUACCGACCGAGACCGGCGGUCCCAUCAUCCAUGAGGACAGACCGUCUAGUCACGCAGAUAGCGAGGUCGCCGUCGGCAUGCCCUCUCCGUCACCAGUCGGCCAGCAACCGGUCAAGGAUGAGGAGGGCAUGUGGAGACCGUGGUAAAGAUCCAAAGGCUCUUUAUCUUUGUAAAUAAAAGUGUAUCUCGUGAAGCGCGCGUGCGAAACCGGAAGUCGUGCCGGUGCGCAGCUGCGAUCGUCGUCUACUGCGGAAAUCUUCCUUAUGAUAGCUACGAUCGGGUCGUGUAUAUUCGAUACGUAUCUGGAUGAUCGGUCUCGGUCAAGCGAAAUUAACCGUUAUUAUUGAGAAUAAUUUUGGAGACGUAAAACUGUCGUAGAUUUUAGAUUAUUUUUAAGGUAGUGAGUCAUUGAAAUUUUUUAAGUCUGGAUACGACAAACUUAAUUUUUUUUUUCUAACUAAGAAAUCGAAGAUUGCAGGAAAGAAAUUUCAUUUGUUUUAAUUAGAGACCCUAUAACAGUUUGAUCACAAAUGAUUUUGUCAAAAUCCUACCAAAAGAAAUAUAUACGUACUUGUAUAUAUACUAUCUCACUUUAAUCUGUUCUAUAACUUUAAUUAACUCUUUGCGGCAUAGAGUGAGUCACCUUUCUCUAUUCAGUUUUUUGCGAAUUUUACAAAUUUUUUGUGAUUUCAAUAUUCGAAGUAAAUAAAACCUCUUUCCCUCGUAAGAUUUUGAAAAAAAAAUCGUGACCAGACUCGUGUUAUAGAAUCUCUUUUGAUGUUGUAAAAUGUUCAGUGCGGCGUGUGCGAUUUCGAGGAUACGUCCCUGGGCGAAAAUGCGCGUACAUUUCGAAAAGUGCUCCUCAAUUAGCGUAAUGUAAUUCUCAAAAGAGUGGCGCUGCGCGCGAAGCCAAAAGUAAUUAACGCGCGAUAUUUAUUUACGUUAUUAUUAGAGAAUUGGCAAUGACACAAUUUCGCGAUAAUACAAUCCACAAUCGGUGGAUUGCGCCGAUCGGCGAAUUUUCACAGGCUCGGGAAAUUAACGCGAUUGGCGUUAAUAUCGAGAGGUAUGCUAAUUGGUAGGGAGGAGAGGGCACUUGAAAUUACCCUUUCACGCAGCUGCAAGGUCGAUGAAUUUUACGUACGUCGAAACCGUAAUUUAUUCUUCCUUCCCCCUCCCCCCCCCCCCCCCAGAUACAAAUUAUUUCACCGAUCUCUAGAUUUUCACGCUCGAGGUAGAAAACCGAGGAAAACCGCGGCUAACUUUUUUCCUCUCUUUUUUUCCCCCCUCGUCGCACCACUUGCGCUCGGCUGUGGAAAUGAGUACAUGGAAAAGGCGUAUGCGCAUUCUCGCCUAAUAACUCCGGCGCGCGAGAACGCGUGACGUCAGCAUUGCCGUACGCGCCGUUUCUUGCGACGGCGCUAAUGAAGCCUUUAAUUUGCAUCGCGUCCAAAAGCGCCGCCGCCGUCGCCGCGGUCGUUAAAUCCGCUGCAGCGCGUUACUCUCCCGAAAGCGGCGCUCGAACAACGGCGUUCUCGGCGCUUCGGUUGCACCGCAGCGGGAUUCUCGUAUCGACGAAAACGAUUCCAGAACGGGGCGAAUUCAACGGGGGAUGAACGUAGGGAGCGAAAUCGCCGGCGAAACGUGUAACGUAACGCGCCAACGUUUAACGAUCUUGUAGCGUGACUCGGAAAAGAUUAAGCGCCGUGUGCGUUUCCUUUUAUUUCAAAGACCACCCUGCAUUGCCGCGAGCGUUAUUUUUAGGAACGUUCAGAAAGGCGAAGACGUAUUAAUCUCCGACGGCUAUUCUAAUUUCGUUGAACAUAGCUGUGUUCCAUGUGAAAAUAAGCCACUUCCAGGCUUUGCCUAUCUCGUCAGCUGAAUAUUUAAUCCUUAUUUUAACCCUCCGUCUGUAAUCUGGGGCUUUUUUUUGGCACGAAUAAAAUUUCAUUCUUACUUCAGCCCUUUCACACAAUUUCGGCUGUUUCUUGUUGAACGGCAUGACUCACUGCGUGGAUCAUGGUGACCAUCGGGGAUCACAUAACGCUGAGUUCAGAUUCUCACUAGAGUGUCACUCAAGUAUUGCUCCAUCCUUGUUGUUUAUCGUACAUAGAUAAGGAUGUUAUGACACCUGGAGAGUAGCUCAGAUUCCUCACCCAGGUAGGAAUCUGAAUACGCCUACAGGUGAAUACAACUGACAUGCACAGGUAGCACAUAUAUUUUGACUAUUCAUUGAGUGUAUUCAAAAUCUGCACUAAGAAAAAUUUCUUAUCGAAAAUGAAUGAAUCAGUAGAUUCUGAUAACAAUCAUUUCAGAUUCGGGUAUUAUAAUUGGACACAUGGUUUUUUGAUCAACUAGAAUUAUAACAGAUUUCACUAUAAAAUUCUGAUUUAUCUGUUUUUCCACUAGAAUUUCCAUUAAUGCAGCCAGACUUUUUGCAGUGUAUAAUUUACGUGACGUGUGCUAUGCAAUUUUAACUGGUAAUAAAUUUUAGAAUACAGUCUUUUUUAGGUUACUGCAAAAAUAUUGCUGUCAUCUCUUAAGAAGUGCUUGAUUUUGAUAGUAGUUUAGCAAAAUAACGAUGAUCCAUAUCGAUAAUCACGCAGUCGUGAAUGUGUUAAAUUAAGAUUUUAACAUAUAAGACAUUGUUUAAAAAAAACUAUUUUAGUGUAAUAAAGAUGUUGAAAAAUAACUCUGAAUUUUUUUGAAAGAUGAAAACAGUAAAACUUAGACUGAACAAAAGAGAUCCAGAUUGCAGACGGACGGAAUAAAAAUAUGAUUCCAAACAGAGAAUUAACUUAUAUUUUUGCGUAUACUCCUCUGGAUUGAUCGAACUAAUCGAUCGGAUCGAUCUGAAUCAGCUUGCGCCUCUCUCUAUCGAGGAAAAUUAACGGAAAACAAGUAUAGGAUUGAGAAUCUGCGGAGCAGAAGCGACGACACGCAGCGACGCGAAUGUUUCGAGGAGCGGAUGCCAAAAUAGAGCGAGUGCGAGACAGGAUUG